AUGUCCGCGGUUGCCCAGAAAAUUCUCAGUCGGCUUGGACAAAUCGGUGUUGGGUUGGCUGUUGCCGGCGGCGUAGCGCAAUCAGCGCUUUAUAACGGUAAUUUCCUUAGUUUUCUCUGUUUUUGGCGUUUUAGGCGAGGGAAAGGCGUUAUUUUGAAAGGUGGCGUUAUCUCUGCUGUUGUGCCUAUUUUCCAUCAAAUCAAGUCCAGCAAGCACUCUAAUGAACGGUUGUUUUUAGUGGAUGGUGGACAAAGAGCAGUGAUUUUCGACCGGUUCGCUGGAGUCAAGGACUUUAUUGUUGGGGAAGGGACUCAUUUUCUGAUCCCGUGGGUCCAACGGCCGAUUGUUUUCGACAUCCGCUCCACACCCAGAGUUAUAACGACCAUCACUGGUAGUAAAGGUAAGGAUUUGGAGCUUUGUCAAUUCUGUGUUUAGAUAUUUUCAAUUUUUUCGUCAAAGAUCAAGGUGAAGAUCGAAAAAAUUCGUCAAUUUUCGAGCUAGAUUAUUUUUUUCAGAUUUGCAAAAUGUCUCAAUCACUCUUCGUAUUCUCCAUAGACCAGAGCCUAACCAACUGCCGAAUAUUUACCUGAAUAUUGGACAAGACUAUGCUGAAAGAGUUUUGCCAUCUAUCACAAAUGAAGUGCUCAAGGCUGUCGUUGUAAGUGCUCUUAUAAUUCAAACAUUCUCUUAUGGUUCUUUUGGCUUAAUUUUGGUUUGAAAUUACUGUUUAAACACCUAUUUUUAGCUGUUUUUGUAAUUUGACAUCUACUGUAAUAUAAAUUUUUAAAAUCUUUAUAAAGUUUUCGAUUUUUAGGCCCAAUACGAUGCCCAUGAGAUGAUCACACAGAGAGAAAGCGUCUCCCAACGGGUCUCCAUCGAGUUGGCCAAGAGAGCCCAACAAUUCGGACUUCUCCUUGAUGACAUCUCAAUUGUAAGAUUUUGACAUUUUUCUUCGAUUUUUAGGCAAAUUAACUUCUGGAAUGAUGUUACCGAGAAGCGCUGAGAGUAGACAGAGAUAUUACGGCGUUUGCAGCAAUGUAUUCGUUGUAAAUCCGUGAUCUACUCGGUGAAACGGCGAUUUGACUGACCUAAGUUAAUAUCGCCAAUUUUAUGUGAAUUUUCAACGAUUUAUGAGCGUUUCUUCAAAUCAAAACAAAGAUGGAGGGUUGCUCUAACUGUUAAUUACUUUUAGACUCACUUGUCUUUCGGUAGCGAGUUCACCCAAGCCGUUGAAAUGAAGCAAGUCGCCCAACAAGAAGCCGAAAAGGCCCGUUAUUUGGUCGAAAAAGCCGAGCAGAUGAAGAAGGCGGCUAUCACAACGGCUGAGGGAGAUGCUCAGGCCUCCAAACUCCUUGCUCAAGCGUUCGCUGAAGCCGGCGACGGCCUCAUUGAACUGAGAAAAAUCGAAGCCGCCGAAGAAAUCGCGGAAGUCUUGGCCAAAUCGAAGAAUGUGGCCUACUUGCCUAAGGACAUGAACGCGCUCAUUGGGCUACCUCAAUAA
Molecule: messenger RNA, 1501 nt
Organism: Bursaphelenchus xylophilus (pine wood nematode)
Lineage: Eukaryota; Metazoa; Nematoda; Chromadorea; Rhabditida; Aphelenchoididae
Source: the annotation of a GenBank genome assembly